Messenger RNA from Panicum hallii, 2201 nucleotides. RefSeq lists its product as uncharacterized. The coding region runs from base 429 to 1979 and encodes 516 amino acids. The transcript is spliced from 4 exons. The record is from RefSeq and is a predicted model, not a curated record. NCBI's taxonomy places the organism in Eukaryota, Viridiplantae, Streptophyta, Magnoliopsida, Poales, Poaceae.
ACCCUGACGAAAGCGAGCCACGGGGGUUGCAGAUGCUCCCUCCGCCUCCUCGAGUCCCAUCAUAUUUCCUCCCUCCCUCCCUCCUUCCCCGCGACGCUCCCCACCAAACAACGAAGAAGCCAUCUCGCCUCGUCUGCUGCUCGGCCUCGCCCGUCACGGAGACACCCAAGGAGCCCCCGAGGCGCCGCCGCCGCCGCCGCUCGGUCGCGAAACCCUGGUGUUUGCUGGCCCGGAUAGCGAGGUUCCGUCGGCCGGGGCGCUCGGCAUCCUCCAUGACGCGUCCGUGUCCGCGCCCGGCGUCCAGUCUCUCCCGGUGAUCGGCUAGUGCAGCGCCCGGCGUCCAGGUCCGUGCUCGUUGCGUUUCUUGGGGCUCUGCGGCUGCGGUUUUCCCCUGCUCAGAGCGCGCUCGGCCGAGGGUUCUGUGCCGGAUGGGGUCGGCGGCGGCGGCGGUGCCUAUUGAGAUCAGUUCCGACGAGGAGGACGGCGUGAAGAUGCCCGCCGCCGCUGCUGGCAAGCGCAAGUCGCCGGAAGGCGCCCUCGACUGGGCCGAGAAUAUUCUGGUCGAAGAGGACUUCGGCGCAGUUGGGGAGAGCCUGGUUGACUCCGCGGCGAUGCAGGAGUUGCUGGAUUCUCUGACGGACGCGACGGGGAUUGUGGUGGGUGACGAGGGUGUGGUGGACGACAAGAAUACCGUUCGUGAUGCUUGUGGAGGCGGUGGCGACGACGAUGAUGAUUGCGUCAUCCUGGAUGGCGACCCUGAUAAGCCGGUUGCCGUUGCCAAGGAGGAGGGACCCCGGCGAGAUGCCGCUGAGGAUGAACUGCAGAUAGUCGCGGAGAAAGGACAGUUAGCAUGCAGGGAUUUCCCUCAUCCACGCCAUCUAUGUGCUGCCUUGCCGUUCAGCACCAGUUCUCAUGCAAGCCAUUGCAGUAUGUGCCACUGUUAUGUGUGUGAUUCUCCUGCUCCCUGUGCCUUCUGGGGCAAAGGCACCGCACAUACUGAUCAUUGUCAUGCUACGGAUAAGGAUGCUAAGUGGAAGAAACUUAGGCAAUCAUCCAAGAAUAAAAGCCAGCCGCCGCCUAAACGAAGAAGUAUUCAGAAUUUCUCUCACUCAAGCGCAACAGCACCAUCCUUACAGUCUUCUGUAAAUGCGAACAGUUCUACUGGAAGAUUGCCUGUUUCAACUAUUCUGGCCAAAAAUCAACUGGUGGAUCCCUGCAUUAUGGCUCCACAGAAUAUGAUGCAGGGUGUUAGUCUGCUGAGACCACCAUCUCCUACGCCGAGAGCUACAAUCUCGAGCUACAGGUCCAAAACUGCUCGGGUUGCUCCUGCAGUUUAUGCACCCUCAAAUGCUAACACUUUGCAGCCUUCUGUUCCUAGCUAUGUCCCAAUGCAGCCAGCACAGGCUCAUGCAUUUCAGAGAGCACAAGUUCCCCCAGGAGGUCGCGUUAGUGCUGGAACUUCUCAGAGUUACCAACCACAACAUUCUAGUGCACCAAUUGGAUCUCAGGGACACCGAUAUCGACCACCAUCAUACACUCUGCUUGCAAACAUGGUAGUUGGUACUGGAGUGCCGCUCUCACGGUACACCUCUGUGGCCACUCAGGGAACACAAUACCAGCAAGUCCCAUUGGCAGAUGCAGGACUGAAGGAAAAGGAAGCAAUUGCUAGUUUGGCACGUGAACUGGGAGUACCUGAUUAUAAUUCCAACCAACCACUAGGUCAGCAGUCAGUGAGCACACCUCAAUCUCUGCAUCCUAGUCAGCUACUUGCUCAAGCUAAGGCUAGCCAACAGGCUCAAGUUAAUAAAAGAUAUGUUCCAGCAACUUCACAAAUGAGGCCUUCCAGUGGGCAUAAUUUGUCAAAUCAUGCGUCAGGGAGUCCUGUUCUUUCAUCUGGUUCAGUUCCGGUCCAGCAGCCUUUGUGCCAAUUGAAUACUCAGAACAGUGUUACUCCGAGUAAUUUGCUUGAUGGGAAGUGAUCACCGCCUUGUUCUCAUCAUUAGAUUAUUAUCCUUUUUUAUUAUACUUGUAGUCUUUUAUAUUAUAGAUAGAUAGGUUAUCAGACUGUCUUAGGAGAGUAGAAAGGUCGCUCCUGUAGUAGAGAGCUUGGACCUGACGUUUCAGUGUAAUGGCUUGGUUAAAGCUGUGGAUUAAUGGUCAAAGUUUGCAUUGCAAUGAUGAAAAGAAAGCAAAGGGAAAAC